UGAAAAUGGGAGGAGUAAAAGGCCAUUAAGGGCGAGUCCUGUUGCCUCUUCCUCAGUGUGUUCAUAGAGAUUGUCAGUCCCUAUUGUGUUGGCUUUGGUUUGUUAAGGAAUUUGUUGUGAACCAGCUGCUGCAUCUACAUCGAAAUGGCUGAUCAGCUUACAGAAGAGCAGAUUGCUGAGUUCAAGGAAGCAUUUUCAAUCUUUGACCAUGAUGGAAAUGGCAGAAUCACCACCAAAGAGCUGGACAAAGCUUUGCAAGCUCUGGACCAGAAACCCACAAAGGCAGACCUGAAGGACAUGAUCAAGGAAGUGGAUGCUGAUGGAAAUGGAACGAUAGAGUUCCCAGAGUUCCUCACCCUGAUGGCCGAGAUGAUGAAAUGCUCAGACGACGAGACGGCGAUCAAAGAAGCAUUCGAUAUCAUUGACAAGGAUGGCAGUGGAUACAUCUGUGCUGAUGAGCUGCGCCAUGUGAUGUCAAAGUUUGUUGAGAAGGUGGCUGCUGAAAAAGUGGACAAGAUGAUCAAAGAAGUAGACAUUGAUGGAGAUGGACGAAUCAACUAUAAAGAGUUCGUAAAAAUGUUGGAGUUGUGAAGGCUGAGUUGCACUACUGCCUGUAGGCUCAUCAGGUCAUGUCAAGUAUUCAUAGAAAAAGAUGAAUAUUGUAGUUCUUGAAAAGUAAUAAAACAGAAAUGGAACAAAGUGUGA
Molecule: messenger RNA, 705 nt
Organism: Sebastes umbrosus (honeycomb rockfish)
Lineage: Eukaryota; Metazoa; Chordata; Actinopteri; Perciformes; Sebastidae
Product: calmodulin-alpha-like
Exons: 6
Coding region: 145-591 (148 amino acids)
Molecular function (GO): enzyme regulator activity; calcium ion binding
Source: RefSeq, a predicted model, not a curated record